UUGAGUGUCGGUCAAAGUGUAGUUGAACCAGUACUGACUGCUUCCGAGCGGCUGAGACUUUAACAUUUCUCCGCAAUGACAGCACGAAAUAUAUCUCGGUUUUGGGAAUGGGGGAGAAAGAUUAUUUGUGUUGGGAGAAAUUAUGCGGACCACGCCAAAGAGCUGAAAAAUGCGAUUCCCACAGAGCCCGUCCUGUUCCUGAAGACCCCUUCUGCAUAUGUAAGAGAGGGCUCCCCGAUUCUGGUGCCCCUGUACACCAGCAACCUGCACCAUGAAGUGGAGUUAGGAGUGGUGAUCGGGAAGGGGGGCACGGCCAUCCCUCAGUCCGCCGCUAUGGAGCAUGUUGCAGGGUACGCCCUGUGCUUGGACAUGACAGCCCGGGACAUCCAGGACGAGUGCAAGUCCAAAGGUCUGCCCUGGACCCUGGCCAAAGCUUUCAAUACCUCCUGCCCCGUCAGUGAGUUCAUCCCCAAAGAGCGCAUCCCUGACCCGGGCAACGUCAAACUGUGGCUGAAGGUGAACGACCAGCUGCGGCAGAGCGGCUGUACCUCUCAAAUGAUUUUCUCCAUCCCCUAUCUCAUCAGCUACAUCAGCGACUUCAUCACCCUGGAGGAGGGGGAUCUCAUCCUGACCGGGACCCCUAAAGGAGUCUCCGCCGUGCAGGAGCAUGAUGAGCUGCAGGCUGGGAUCGAGGACGUAGUUACUAUGAGCUUCAGAGUUGACAGACGAGACCAGUAGUGAAAAGAUGAGACAUAAGAAAUUCUCAGAUUCAUGAGAAGAGAGUGAUUUUACUGGAAACUUGAAUUUUAAUUCUUUUAAAUAAUUUUCAGUCCUUGUGUUGAUCAGCAGAUGGCAGUGCAGCGCCAGAAAGACCAUAUUCCUGAGGAGUUUAAUGCUGCCUUGUCAAGUGUUUGAGUUCAUAAAAAACAGUUUUGGUUACAUUGAUUGAUCUCAGCGUCAUCAUCAUCAUCAUCAUCAUCAUCUUUACUGUAUCUCAGCCCAACGAUAUGAAAAUGAUUUAUCACACGAUGAUGCUGUCUUUGUUUUUGAUAACAAAUGGUGGAAGAACUAUUCAGAACUUUUACUCAAAUACAAGAUGCAAUAAUAUGUUGUAAAAUAUUUUCACAUAAAUAAACUGCAUUCAAAAUUUAAGUAAAAGUAUGAUUGUAUCAUCUAGAAAAAGGUCAAUGUUAUUAUUGGAGAAUGGCCUCUGUCAGUGUUAUAUGUUAUUGUAUGUAACAUUAUUAGAUCAUCGUUGUUAUGAUAAUGAUUGUUAAUGCAUUACAGUAUGAGUAGCAACUAAUUUGAGCCAUUUUAUAUGCUGUGUAUACUGAAUUAAAUACAGUGGUGGGAGUACACAAAGUAUCAGUACAACAGUAUAAUGCUCUGUUACAAGUUAUUAAGUGUUUCAUUGAAUUACAAAGUACUAGGAGCUAUUUAAAGUAUCAAAAGUAGAGGUGGUCCUUAUCCAGAAUGACCCAUUUCAGACUAAUAUAUUUAUAAUUGCAUUCUUUAAUGUCGAGGCUGAUAAAUGAUGCUCAUUUUAAACUGCUGAAUAGGUUAAUCUAUAAUAAUACAUCCGAAUUUACUUGUUGAUUAUAUUUUUGCAUUAAUAAUCUGAAUAAGUAACUACAGUUUUAAAUAAAUGUAGUGUAGUAAAAAGUACAGUAUUUCCCUCUGACAAAAGCAAUAGAUGGAUACUUGAAGGUGGAG
Messenger RNA from Seriola dumerili (greater amberjack), 1713 nucleotides. It is a transcript of the gene fahd1, whose product is annotated as fumarylacetoacetate hydrolase domain containing 1. Gene Ontology annotation, molecular function: acetylpyruvate hydrolase activity. Bases 76 to 738 code for a protein of 220 amino acids. Gene Ontology annotation, cellular component: mitochondrion. The record is from RefSeq and is a predicted model, not a curated record. The transcript has a single exon. NCBI's taxonomy places the organism in Eukaryota, Metazoa, Chordata, Actinopteri, Carangiformes, Carangidae.